UGGCUAGCUGUCUAUAAGUAGCCGACGGGUCCCGUGGUCCUGGUAGUUCGAGCAGCGAAAUGUCCCACACUCUCCUCUGGCAAACACGUCAGUUGCUGCAGCCAUGAAGUUUCAACAUAUGCUUACGGCUCUCAUGAGCCUGGCCCUUGGGGCACAGGCCUACUGGAUGGCGGAUAUCAAGCACCAAGGCUUGGCCCCCUUUGGAGGUGCCAAUUACCAGGUGUUCCGUAACGUCAAGGACUUUGGCGCCAAGGGUGAUGGCAUUACCGAUGAUACUGAGGCCAUCAGGCGUGCCAUGAACACUCCCAACAACCGCUGCUUGCAAGGAUGUGCUUCCAAAACCGAGACUCCCGCUGUCGUCUACUUCCCCCCGGGAACCUACAUGAUCUCGUCCUCGAUCGUGACCCCUUACUAUACCAAGAUGAUCGGUGACCCCACGAACAGACCCGUGCUCAAGGCCACAGCCAACUUUGCUGGCUUUGGUCUCAUUGAUGGCAACCCAUACUACACUGAGAAGCCCAACUGGGUACCGGUUAACGUCUUCUUCCGCGAGGUCCGCAACUUUGUCAUCGACACCACCAACAUCCCCCCACGCACCGCGGCCACUGGUAUGCACUGGCCCACUUCCCAGGCCACCAGCUUGUACAACCUUGCCUUUGUCAUGCCGGCCACCGCAGACGUCGUGCACGUUGGUCUCUUCAUCGAGGAAGGCUCUGGUGGCUUCAUGGCCGACCUUACCUUCCAGGGUGGCGAGUCCUGCGCCAGCAUGGGCAACCAGCAGUACACCAUGCGCAACUUCAAGUUCAACAACUGCAAGACUGCCAUCACUCAGAUGUGGAACUGGGGCUGGACGUACAUCGGUCUGGAGAUCAACAACAGUGACGUUGGUAUCAAGAUGGCCAACUCGGACGUCGGCUCGGUCACCCUCCUGGACUCCACCAUCAGCAACACCAAGACAUUCAUUCAGUCGAGCUAUACCCCGAGCGGCAAGCCUGACACUCAGGGUUCCAUCAUCAUGGAGAAUAUCAAAUUCAACAACGUCGGCACUGGCAUCAGCGGACCCAGCGGUACUAUCCUUGCUGGUGGCACCACCACCAUCGCUGGAUGGGGUCAGGGUCACCAAGUCCUCGGUACGGCAGGGGCCACUGAGCUUCAGGGCACCAUCCAGCCCAACACGAGACCCGCUGCCUUGAUGAACGGUAACGUGUACUACCAGAAGUCAAAGCCCCAGUACGAGAACCUUGGGGCUGGCGACUUCCUCAGUGCUCGCUCUGCUGGCGCCAAGGGUGAUGGUGUCAGUGAUGACACUGCUGCCAUCCAAGCCGUGAUUACACAGGCCGCGGCGAGCAACAAGGUUGUCUACCUCGACUAUGGUCUCUACGUCGUCAAGAGCACGGUCAACAUUCCCGCUGGCACUAGAAUCGUGGGUGAGACCUAUCCCGUCAUUCUGGGAUCUGGCAGCUUCUUCCAGGACCAGAGUGCUCCCAAGCCUGUGUUCAAGAUUGGUAGCCAGUCUGGUGUCGCGGGCCGUGUCGAGUUCUCCGACUUCAUUGUUUCUACCAAGGGCCCCGCUGCUGGCGCCAUUUUGGUCGAGUACAACCUUGUCGCACCUGCCGGCAACCCGUCUGGCUUCUGGGACUUCCACACCCGUAUCGGCGGCUUCUCCGGCUCCGAGUUCAUGAUUCCGCAGUGCGCCAAGGUUGUUGGCUCCGCCAACAUUGACCCCAAGUGCAUUGCUGCUUACAUGGCGGUCCAUGCUACCAAGCAGUCUUCUGGUCUGUACAUGGAGAACACCUGGAUCUGGGUCGCCGACCACGAUAUUGAGGAUGCAACCAACGCCCAGAUUACCAUCUUUGCUGGUCGUGGUAUCUUCAUCGAGUCCACCACUGGUUCCUUCUGGCUUGUUGGAGGCGCGGCUGAGCACUUCCAUCUGUACAACUACCAGUUCGCGGGCACCAAGAAUAUCUUUGCCAGCAUGCUCCAGACCGAGACCCCUUACUACCAGCCUCUGCCCAACGCCAUCCAGCCGUUCACGGUCAACACUUCGCUGAGGGACCCUGACUUUGCGACUUCAUGCCAGGGUGUCAGCGGCAACUGCGCCAACUCCUGGGGUUUGCGCAUUAUUGACUCGUCCGACAUCUUCAUCUAUGGCGCCGGUUUGUACUCUUUCUUCAACAACUACAACACCUUCUGCAACAGCAUUGCCAACGGCGCCAACUGCCAGUCUCGCAUGGUGUCCCUUGAGGGGUCGAUCAAGAAUGUCAACAUUUUCGACCUCAGCGUCAUCGGCACCGAGUCGAUGAUCAACAGGGACGGCAAGAGCCUGACCAAGAACUCGGACAACUUCAACACAUAUGCCUCCAACGUCAUCAUGUACCGCAGUGGUUAACCUAUGUCAACUUGACAUCGAGCAAGCUAGUCUUGGUCAUGCUCAGAGUCCGGACAGGGCACUCACGUGAUCUUUCCCCUUGGCAUUUGUCCAGCUUUGACUUGGAUGAACGACAUAUAAGUCACGUCAAAUUUGGGUGGUCGUGGAUGACCACCCUUUACGAAAUGUUUUCCCGUACAUACUUGCAGGAACCUCAGCAGAGCCUGCCCUUACUUUCACGAACAUAGACUUUGCACAAAUGGACUACACAUGUAUAUAGCCCUAUUCAUAGCACCAUUGUCAAAUGCAAUCUGGUGAAAAUGCA
Microdochium trichocladiopsis is the source of this 2693-nucleotide messenger RNA. RefSeq names its product pectate lyase superfamily protein-domain-containing protein. The transcript is spliced from 4 exons. NCBI's taxonomy places the organism in Eukaryota, Fungi, Ascomycota, Sordariomycetes, Xylariales, Microdochiaceae. Gene Ontology annotation, molecular function: polygalacturonase activity. Bases 104 to 2389 code for a protein of 761 amino acids. The record is from RefSeq and is a predicted model, not a curated record.